GGGAAAGAGAUGGAGCGAGUAGUUUUCUAUACCAUUAAUCAUUUAUUGGCUCGUUGAUGAGUACUCAACAAAAGUUUGCUGGAUCGACAGCUAGCCAAGCAGUAGAUGAUGUAACAAGUGGGAAUAUGGAAUAAUUAUGUCUGCAUUUUCCGGAGCAGCCGCAACAGAGAUCAGAUUUUCAAGAUUUAGUAGUAGGAAGUACUACUUCCCAAAGGAUUGCACCAUUUCCUGGGCUACGUAAAUGUAGUGUACAGAGGCUGGGCUAUAGAUUUGAUACUGGACCGAUACUCCUCCGUUAAUGGGCUGAAAUGCACCACAACCGAUUCAUACCUGCUGUUUAAGACCUUACGAAUUAAAAAAAAUUCCCCUCUGGUGACAAAAUUGAUUGAACAAAACAAAAAGGGGAAAGCAACAGAAAUGGCGAGUGGAAUUGCAGCGACAUUGGCCGCAGCAAGAACCCCUCUACCCACCACCGCCGUAUCAUCAUUUCCGGCCACCGUGAGAUUGAGGUGGAACUUGUCCCUUCCACGAGGUUUCUCCGCUUCUGCAUCGUCGUCAUCAUCCGCUCCUCCAUCUUCAAGGAAACUCAUCCUUUACUCCAAGCCCGGUUGCUGUUUGUGCGAUGGCCUCAAAGAAAAACUCCAUGCUGCCUUCUCCCUCGCCGGCCCUCUUUCCCUUCAUGACGUCCAAUUAGAGGUAAGAGAUAUCACUACUAAUCCUGACUGGGAGAAUUCUUAUCAAUACGAGAUUCCUGUUCUUGCCCGACUUCGUCCUGAUGGCACUGAGGUGAACUUACCCAGAUUAUCCCCUCGUCUUGGAGUUGAGCUGAUUCAAAAGAAAAUUGCUGCUGCAUUGAGCAGUUAGUUGCACAUUUUGCAUCAACAUACUAAACCCCAAUCAGUUCAUCUUUUUCCAACAAUCGGGCGACAAACAAGCACUGGUUAAGUAGAGAUGUAACUAGGAAGAAUACUCUCCUCAUCUUUCAUGUUGUGAUACAGCGGAUAUGGUUGAUAACUUCAUGAUCGCAUCAUUUAUUCUUUCAUUUUACUAAUUCAAUAUAUUGUAUACUUUCACAGUGAGAUUAUUCUUGACCAAGCUAACUCGCGAAUUCUCAAACGUGUGGAUUUCUUAAAUUUCGAAUGCAUUCUGUACUUUCUGAAAGCUCAAAGGCAUGUUCGUGUUUACAUCUGCUUACAAGAUACUCAAAUUUUCGUAAGUAUUGCACAAAACUCAGAGUAGAAACUGUACAACACCUGGAUCCUAUAUAAGCUUUCUCUUUUGAAAGUAACGUUUCAGAUAGCCUACUUGUACAAGUGAAACCAUGAUACAAACAGCAAUGGACAUGAUACUGAACGAGGCAACUCUUGCAUUAGUUCUUUCACUCACUACCCUCAUCUCUGCUUCCCUAUAGGCACAACAGAAAACCCAGUCACUACAUAGAUUGGAUCAACUGAUUCUUUGAGGUCUGGAAGUUAUCUGAACAGAGUUAAUAUUGACAAUGAAUGGUACAAAACCAUGCCAUCAAUUACAUUUACCUUUCCUUAAGAUAGAUCAAAUUUUCUCGAAUGGCAUCCACGGCCCCUUCAAGUUUACUCAACUCAAGUUCGAGACCCUAAAUUCAUUCAAAAAGUAUAGAUUAAACAAGUAUAAGACAUCUUUCAAGGACGGGUGACAGAUAUGAUUUGUAGCAAACUUACAUCAAUCUUUUCCUUCUUAGCCACUGAUUCCCAAUCUUUAGCUGCUAUUCCAGUCUUCCAGUCAAUACCAACAGUUGCGCCUUUGCCUCCUUUGUGCUCCCCGACCACUGAGAAGCAUGCCACAUAAUCACCGUCUUCACUUGCUGUGAAUGCGAAUUGGCCAUGUGUCACUUUUUCUUCAUGAUGAAUGUUGCUCCCAUAUGGAGAUGUCACCUAACAGGAUAUACCAAUUCAUACAGAUAACAUCAGACAAAUGUAAGUCGUUAAAAACCUUCUCACAGGCAGCUAAAUUUGGGAUGAAUACCUUCUAACUAGUACAAAUAAAAAACCUCUUAUUGUAUAACCAAAAAAAAAGCAGACACAUGUACAAGCAGACAGUCAAUAAGUAGUUUGAUGAUGAUAUCGAUGCGAGGUUCAUAGCAGAAACAAGUAAACAUUCAGCAGCUUCGAAGACCAAUAGUCCAUUGGAUUCUUGAAGUUGUCUUUUCCGGUGAGAUGUUGCCCCUCUAUAGAGAGAGAGGUUCAAGUGAACCCAUUCAAGACAAACCAAGGUAGCUGUUUGGCCAUUGACUUAAGAUGCUUAGCUUUCAAUGUCACCAAUUGCUAUUUUCCUUUUGUUUUGGAACUCAAUAAAUGAACAAUCACUAGCAUAUAUAUGGUGUUAUGGAUAAGGAAACAUGUGAUGUAUCUAACGGGACUACCUCCUGAUUGAAGAAGAACACAAACAGUAAACAUCAGCUCACGUUGUUUCGACAAGAUAAUGUUAAGAUCCUGCUCAUUCCAUUCAGGCUUGCAAACACCAGCUAGCUCGAAGCAUCGUUAUAUUUGAACCUCAGAACCUGUAACUUACGGCUUCUCCAAUUUACAAGAACGGUCUUGUAUGCCAAGAACUCAUCAAUUCAGCACCACUUUUCCAUUAUGUGUUCAAGUUAGUAGUCAAUUCAGAAAGGACUCCCCCUCAUGCUUUCAAAACCAGGCCACAAAGGCAAAUUACAAUUCCAAGAUCAGAGGAUGUGCUCCAACCAUAUUGAAAAGACUAAUGGCCAUUCUUCACCUGAUUUUCCAGAGUUUUAAUAUACAAAAUCUAUUCCCUUGUAUCCCUUGUCUGAAAACUGCUUGCUCCACAUAUGAUCUAGGUCAGAGGGAGAUCUUUAGCUUCAUAUAAGUUCACUCAAGUCCUAUAUCCCCCCCACACCUAAAACUCUAAGCCUAAUGUCAACAAACGAGACACUACAAAAGGUAAACACAUGAUAAAAAUAAUGUGAACAGGUAAGGCUUGUUAAGGACAUCUGAUUACCAUUAUUCCGAUUCGACUCCCCAAAUUUCAAAGACCACAUGAUGUACACACAACUAAAAAUUUCGCAAUUUCGAUCACACAAGAAUUUAAUUUUUGAAAUAAAAAAUUUGGGUUCGUUAGUCAAGCUGGAACAAAAACCAACUGAAUGAACAGAAGAGACAAUCAGUUUUGACUGACCUUGACUGAGAUUGCAGGAGUGAAAUUAGCAUGAUGACCACCAUCAUCUUCAUCCGGGAUGACAUAGUAAUCAGCUAAAACCACAACGCUCCUCCGUAUGUCCUCGGAAACACACUUGACUCCCUCCCAAGGUACAUCCAACCAUACGGAUUUUACAGUGGGUACCACCACAGCUAAAAAAACAACCAAAAUUGGAACCCCAAACCCACAACUUCUCAUCUUCCACAUCAUUACUCUAAAACACACACACACACACACACACACAGAGUUGAUUAGAGAAUAAAGGUUGGCACUUGAGGAGCUUGAUGUGGGACUGUGUGACUGUGUGUGUGUGUUUUUUUUUAGGAAGGAUGGAAGUUUUGUUUAUGGAAAGCAGCAAUUCAAGUUUUAUUACAGUUGGUGAAUUGACAUGCGUGUGCCACACGAGGGGACAAUCUGCGAAGCUGCAUGACUUUCAUUAGUGUUGGCGCCACGGUAAGGUUUGACUCUCUACCCAAUCACAACAACCCACGUGUUCCUGCACUACUUUCUUUGGAUUCUUCUACACUCUCUCUCACGCGAAUCUCUCAGGGGACAGUGUUCUUUUUUUUGGUUCCGCGCAGAUUUUUUUUUUUCACUCAAAUCACAGCUCCGGGCGAACCAACUGGUUAGAGCUACUUUACCUGCGAACCUGCUUUACGGUCCAUUUCCGGCUGCCCCGGGGGCCAAGCAGUUCCCAAGCCAUUGAACUGCAUGGUGCCCAUUUGAUACGGCCACUUCUCCUGCCUCAAUUAUUUUAUUCAUUAGUUCCCCAGUUAGGAUAAAAAUGUCCCGGCACCACCAUCGCCGUCGUCUAGCGCUACCAGUCUUCUUCUUAUUGCUCUUGGAGGUAUUCCUUCCGUCAGCAGCCAAAAACCAUCAUCAAUCAACAGACCCCCCUAUCGAUCCCAUUCCAAUAACUCGUUUCCGGGAAUACCUUCGCAUCAUCACUGCACAUCCCACCCCAGAUUAUACCUCCGCCAUUAAUUACCUUCUGAACUUGUCAUCAGAAAUCCCAUCUCUCCAAUCCGAGGUCCUUUAUUUCACACCCCAGAAAGAUAAACCCCUGCUCCUCCUCACUUGGGCUGGCUCUGACCCGACUCUUCCGUCCAUCCUUCUAAACUCUCACUUGGAUUCCGUCCCCGCGGAGCCCCACAAGUGGGUUCAUCCUCCUUUCUCCGCUCACUAUGCUGGCGACGGUAAAAUCUUUGCUCGGGGAGCUCAAGAUGACAAGUGUAUCGGAAUUCAAUAUUUGGAAGCUAUCAAAAGCCUCAGUCAGGAAAAUCAAUUUAGGCCGCUCCGCAACCUUCACAUUUCUUUUGUCCCGGAUGAGGAGACUGGAGGUUUUGAUGGGAUGGCUAAGUUCGUUGAGUCCGAAGAAUUUAAGAAGCUUAAUGUUGGGUUUGUGUUGGAUGAGGGACAGGCCUCGCCUGGGGAUGAGUACAGAGUGUUUUAUGCCGACAGAUCGCCCUGGCAUAUUGUGAUUAAGGCAGUGGGAAUCCCUGGCCAUGGAUCACGAAUGUAUGAUAAUUGUGCUAUGGAGAACUUGAUGAAGAGUAUUGAGGUUAUUAAUAAGUUUAGGGAUGCUGAGUUUGAUAAGGUUAAGGCUGGUUUGGCCAUGAACUCCGAGGUUAUCUCCGCAAAUCCUGUAUUUCUGAAUGCCGGCACUCCUUCCCCUACUGGAUUUGUGAUGAACAUGCAACCUUCAGAGGCAGAGGCAGGAUUUGAUGUGAGGCUUCCGCCAACUGCUGACCCUGACUCCCUGAGGCGAAGGAUUGCGGAGGAAUGGGCACCUGCUUGGAGAAAUAUGACGUUUAAGAUUACCGAGAAAGGACCUCUAAGGGACUACCUGGGACGGCCGUUACUGACUCAUACGAAUGAUUCGAACCCAUGGUGGUCUGUUUUCAAAGAUGCUGUCAUUGCAGCCAGUGGUAAACUGGCGAAGCCGGAGAUUUUGGCUUCAACUACCGAUGCGCGAUUCAUGAGACAGCUAGGGAUCCCUACGUUAGGCUUCUCACCUAUGAAGAACACUCCCAUAUUGUUGCAUGACCACAAUGAGUUUCUGAAGGAUAGUGUGUUCUUGGAGGGAAUCAAAGUAUAUAAAUCCAUCAUCAGAUCAUUGACUUCUUUUGCUGGUUCUCCAUGAUAUAUUGAGCGAAUGAGUGCAGCACAGCAAAGCAUGUUGUCUGUAACAUGUUUGUAUUGUAUCAGGCCCUUUUAGAGGUUUUUUUGUCCUGAUGAGUGGUGUAUGAAGUGUUCGCAAGGAGCAGUCCUGGUCAAGUUUUCGUAAGAACAAGUUCCGCAGUUUUUAUUAUGUUUCAACUGUUGUCUAACACCUGUGUACAGUAGAACUUGUAAUUUACAUGUGAAUGGAGUGGUGCAUGCUCUUUUUGUGUCAUUUACCUAAAUAUGUCCAGGAAAGAAGUAGUGGACUGAUAUAAACACAAAUUUGGGAGUGGUCAGAAAAAACAUGUGCCGGAAAAGGAAUUUCCAUUUUCCUAUGAACUGUUCAUAAAACAGAUUUGCGAGUUCUGUUUCUUUAGGAUUAGGAUUUGAUAAUUACUUUGAUUAAUAAAAAUGGAUUAAACAUUUUCGUUUUUGUUUUAGUAAAUCUUGAUUUAAGGAAAUGGGAAAAAAAUUUGUGAAGUAAAUAUUUUUCG
Oldenlandia corymbosa var. corymbosa is the source of this 5849-nucleotide messenger RNA. The record is from the annotation of a GenBank genome assembly. Lineage: Eukaryota; Viridiplantae; Streptophyta; Magnoliopsida; Gentianales; Rubiaceae.